This is a messenger RNA of Cryptotermes secundus, 2115 nucleotides long. Its product is annotated as trace amine-associated receptor 8a. NCBI's taxonomy places the organism in Eukaryota, Metazoa, Arthropoda, Insecta, Blattodea, Kalotermitidae. Gene Ontology annotation, molecular function: G protein-coupled receptor activity. The coding region runs from base 201 to 1538 and encodes 445 amino acids. Gene Ontology annotation, cellular component: membrane. The record is from RefSeq and is a predicted model, not a curated record. Gene Ontology annotation, biological process: G protein-coupled receptor signaling pathway. The transcript has 4 exons.
CAUCGCACAACGGCGCGCGGUAUGGCGCCGUUCCCAAGCAGUAUGUGAUUCGACAUCCGCCCAACCGCGAGUAGACCCAAUGUUUCCUCUAGUGCUCUCGGGAUGUUAAGUGGUGAUCUGAAUCGACAUUAAACAUCAAUAAACUCAACGCAUGGUACGCUUGAAUUGAGGAGAUCUUCAGGAGAGGGACGUCAUGUAGAAUGGAGUCCUCCACUGACGCCAAUCCGCUUCACACGAUGCCUCUCUGGUUAACAACUGAGCAACCAGACACAGACAAGAAUGGCUACUUCAACUGGACUCAGCACGCCAACAACAGCAAUGAUCAGACGAUAAGGAUAAUGUAUAAAUACACUGUCCCAGCACUUCUCAUAUUCUGCAUUAUCUCAUUAGCAAUUAACGUCCGGAUUUUAAUCUCCAUCUACUGGAUCCGUCGCCCACUGUCACCGACAUUGCACAUCAGCCUGAGUCUAGCUGGGGCAGACGCCUAUACGUCUCUCAUACUGGCCACAGGACUGGUGGUUAACAGCCUCCUGCCCGUUGGAUUAGGAAUCACGUUUCAUAAUGAAUGUUUUGCCCUGUUUCUCGAGACGCAGAGACUCGGAGGGGUGAUUGUUAUAGUGGCACAUCUCCUAGCGCUAGCAUGCAACCACUAUCUGGGGAUACUUCGGCCGCUACAUUACCUCUCUAUCAUGACCCAUCGAAAUACGACCAUAUGCAUCCUUCUGCUCUGGGUUCUACCCAUUACCUACUUUGUUGUUUAUUUUUCAUCUGUAGAUGGAGAAGGAUUUCAGUCACAGAACUGCACUACAAUUGACUUCAUGCUGCACCUCAAGUUCCGUGCAGUGUUCUCUGUCCUGUUCUUCGCACCCCUGCUGCUGAUGCUGAUCAUCUAUAUGCACAUCUUCUCGAUCGUCCGGCGUCACCAAGUGAACAGACUGAGGUUCAGCCAGAUCAACCACGGUUCCAGACAUCACAGCUCCAACGGUCACGGAUCCUCUGGUUCUAACAGUCAGCAGAUGACGAGAAGUGUAAAAGCCAUUCACACGACGCUCUUCAUCCUCGGAUCAUACAUCAUCGGGUGGAUGCCAGCAGUUCUAUCCUACCUGCUCUUCUGUGAAGACUGCCUGUUCCACUUCAACACUUUUAACAAGUCUGUCAUGUUCUUCAUCUACACCAUAGUCAAUCUUCUAGUCAUCUUCAAGACCUUACUCAACCCCAUCAUCUACGCAGCACGAAUGCACGAAAUCAAGAUGGCGAUACCGCGAAUGCACGCCACGUUGUGCCGGUGCUGCUGCUUGUUCCUGACUGAAGACUUGGAUAACAGUGAGCGGUCCCUGCACCGCCUGUCGCAAUACUACGCCUCCAGUAACAAUCUCCAGAGAAGUAACACUACCAUCUGCCGAAUGCACUCCUGUCCUGCCACGGCCAGUAACGGCAACACACAGGUACACGAACUGUUGCAGAGGAAGAGCAGUCGGGGACAUCAUCAUCAUUAUAAUCAUCGUAGGAGAAGAGAUGAUUCCAGCACUGACCUCUGAGAGAUACGUUAAUUUAUUUACACGUAACGUUUACACUAUUUUAUACGCUUGUUCAGACUUAUAUAUGGCAUUUGUAAUAUCUAGUUGACUGAUAACAUGUUCUUCCGUGGAUUAUACUUGUGAUUAUGUGUAUGAAGAAUAAUACUGUCGGUACCUCAAUAAGAGUCAUAUUAUUACAAAUAUGACACACUACUUCCCAAACUUCAACUUUCGGUUAUUAAAUAAAAAUAACUGCAUGUCUUAAUUGGUAACGUUAGAUCAAAAACUAAUAUGAACGUUGUUACCGACCAGUAUUCACCUGUACAUCAUUAAAUAAUAUGUACUUAAUUGUUCUUUGAUUCGUAAUUAUAAAGAACUGUGUGACAUUAUGUGCCUGUAAUUUCCUCAUAAGGUCUCGUGUUUGCUAAGAACUUUAAAUUCAUACAUGACGUGGAAAUAUGGUGAAGUUUACAAGAUUAUUAAAUCAGUAUAAAUUAUGGGGAGGGGGCAUAUUUAAUGAAAUCAGCCUUAUAUUUCAAUGUACAUUCUACAUGAAGUGAAAUAAAUCAAAUAUGGAUUAUACUUUAUAUUAAUAAAU